GCCAUAGGCUGCUUUGCCCCAGCAUCUAGACAAGGUGAAUCUGGGGAUCCGCCCGACCCCUCCCGUCCGCAAGCGGCAGCGCCACCUGGUGGUCUUCCUGUAGUAAUGUAGGCGCUCUUGGCCUGGGGUGGGCGCUGCGCCAGCCGGGUUGAGCCUGGGGAGGCGGAAUACGCCAGAAAAACCUAAAAUGAAGUUUACCGGAGAGGGCAGGCGAGCGAAGCCCCAGCCUGAAAGGUGAACCCUAAGGGGCGAGGGAGGGCCUUGAGGAGGAGGGGCCUGGCCAGGACGGCCCAACUUCCGUGACACAGCAAACGCUGAGAGACAAAGUCCACUUGGAUGAAUGAGAGGGGCCAUUUUGACUGUGGUCAAAGGAAAUGUCUGAUCUGGGAGCCGAGGUACCCAGGUACAGCUGCUCACCCUGGGACUAGCGGGUACUGGCCUGAGCCCCACAGUAUGGAGGGACUUUACAAGUUUUUCCUGGAAGGCGGUGGUUGAAAUGUGAGGUGCCUGGGUCCAGGUCAAAAUGUAGCUUUCUAGAGCUGGAGGGAACUCAGGACCUCUUUCAAGUUUGUCUUUUGUCCAUAUUUCUUGGUCUGGAGAGAUGGGAGGCUGGAGAAGGGCUAAAAUCUCCGCCAGGGGUCUGUGGGCAGCCACAGUCCGAGUUGAGGUGGGGAGGGGUUGUAUGGUAGGGGACUUUAAAAGUUGUAUAGGAACUUUCCAGGGAUAGUGUAUUCAUUUUUAUUCACUCACCCCCACCCGCAAACCAUGAGUCCUCCAGGAGGUAGGUGGCCUGAGGGGAGGUCUGCAAUUUAAGCUUACCCAUUUUUGUCCCUGUGCUGAGUUCUCAUUUACUCUACCGAAAGCACUUAAAACUUUCUUCUCCUCUAAAUUUGGAGUCAUUGUGGUUGUAAAGAACAGAGAUGAGAUUCUAGACCUAAGGAUAUGGGAGAGCUACCCAGGGACACUCAGGAAGAGCUGGACUUGACUAAUACUGGAAGGAGAAGUGUUACUGUGUUGGAGCCUGGAUAUAAUCUUAUGACUGCUUUUUCCCAUGUCUUAGGGUCUAAGGAUAACUCUGGGGCCAUGACUGCCAUGAUUCUCACAGACAACUCCAGAUUUCUGCAUUCUAAGCAACGGCAGGUGCCACUGGACUUACUGUGAGACCUUUUUCCUAGAGGAUGGCCAAGGGCCUCCUAAUGACUUACGCCCUCUGGGCUGUAGGGGGCCCUGCUGGUCUCCACCACCUAUACCUGGGACGAGACAGCCAUGCACUGCUCUGGAUGCUUACCCUGGGGGGUGGUGGUCUAGGCUGGCUCUGGGAAUUCUGGAUGCUCCCAAGCUUUGUUGCUCAGGCCAACAGAGCCCAGGAGCAGAGGCAGGGCUCAGGAAGGGGGACACCCCCUCUAAGUCUCAUUCGCUUUGUUGCCCAGAUGAUAGUGGGCAUGUAUUUUGGCCUUGUGGCUCUCAUUAGCCUUUCCUUCAUGGCCAGCUUCUAUAUUGUGGGCCUCCCACUGGCAGUUGGCUUAGGGGUCUUGCUGGUGGCUGCCAUUGGCAGCCAGACAUCAGCCCUAAAGAACACUCUAGGGGCAGCAUUUCUUACUUCACCUAUCUUCUAUGGCCGCCCCAUAGCCAUCCUGCCCAUCAGCUUGGGUGCCAGCAUCACAGCCCAGAAGCAUCGCCGCUACAAACCCUCAGUUGGGUCAGAGACGCUCAGCGUGCGGCUCUACCGCCUGGGCUUGGCUUACCUGGCUUUCACAGGCCCGCUGGUGCACGGUGUCCUCUGCGACACAGCUGUCACCCUCAGCUAUGCGGCAGAUACUCUCGGCUCCUUCUUGAGUUGGUUCAGCUUCUUCCCCCUCCUUGGGCGCCUUUUGGAGUCUGUACUCCUUCUGCCUUUCCGAGCCUGGACGCUGCUGGUAGGAGAUCAUGGCAUCAACAGCAGCUACUUCCAAGAGUGGGAGAAGCUCUAUGAGUUUGUUCACAGUUUUCAGGAUGAGAAGCAUCAGCUGGCUCUCCAGGUUUUUGGUCUCUCAGAGGGGGCAACAAAAGAAGAAAUACAUGGCAGGUACCGGGAGCUAGUGAAGACCUGGCACCCUGACCACAAUCGGCACCAGAUGGAGGAAGCUCAGAGGCGCUUCCUGGAGAUCCAGGCUGCGUAUGAAGUCCUGAGGCAGCCCAGGAAGCCCAGGGGAUCCUGGAGGAGCAGUGCUACAAUAAAUACCUUUAAUCGUGUACUGGGACUUCCCUGGUGGUCCAGUGGUUGAGAAUCUGCCUGCAAGUGCAGGGCACACGGGUUUGAUCCUUGGUCCAGGAAGAUCCCACAUACCUCAGGGCACCUAAGCCUGUUUGCCACGACU
Molecule: messenger RNA, 2357 nt
Organism: Bubalus bubalis (water buffalo)
Lineage: Eukaryota; Metazoa; Chordata; Mammalia; Artiodactyla; Bovidae
Gene: DNAJC22
Product: DnaJ heat shock protein family (Hsp40) member C22
Exons: 3
Coding region: 1179-2264 (361 amino acids)
Biological process (GO): endocytosis
Cellular component (GO): plasma membrane; early endosome
Source: RefSeq, a predicted model, not a curated record